Messenger RNA from Zerene cesonia (dogface butterfly), 1443 nucleotides. RefSeq names its product enteropeptidase-like. The record is from RefSeq and is a predicted model, not a curated record. Gene Ontology annotation, molecular function: serine-type endopeptidase activity. The coding region runs from base 1 to 1443 and encodes 480 amino acids. Lineage: Eukaryota; Metazoa; Arthropoda; Insecta; Lepidoptera; Pieridae. The transcript is spliced from 8 exons. Gene Ontology annotation, biological process: proteolysis.
AUGCAGGUGCUAGCAGUUCUAUUAGUUGGUCUUUUAUCCGUCGCUUAUGCGAACAUAGACCCACUCUCAAACACUGCAUAUGGAUACUUAACGAGGUUCGGUAUCCCUGAGGCAGAGAGAAUUCGUAAGGCUGAAGAUGCUGCGAUAGCUUCUAGAAUCGUCGGUGGCCUCCCUGCAGCCCUGGGCCAAUACCCUUACCAAGCUGGCUUAAUAUCCGACAUUGUUGGUAUUAAUGGAAAUGGAGUUUGCGGUGGCUCCCUCAUAUCUGCCAAUAGAGUGCUUACUGCAGCUCACUGCUGGUUCGAUGGACAAAACCAAGCCUGGAGGUUCACCGUUGUUCUCGGAUCCGUAUACCUGUUCCACGGCGGUACCAGGCUCCAAACGAGUGUUGUCCAGACGCAUCCUUCGUGGUUCCCUCUGCUGGUCCGCAAUGACAUUGCUGUGAUUUAUUUGCCUGAAGCUGUGCAGUUCUCGGCAAACAUUGCUCCAGUCGCUCUCCCAAGUAACGCCGAAUUGCAAGAGAAUUUCGCUGGUGAACAGGGUAUCGCUUCUGGAUUCGGAAUAACUGCUGACGGUGGUGGUAUCUCUACUAACCAAUUCUUGAGCCACGUGCGCCUCAACAUAAUUUCCAACUCGGUCUGCCAACUCGCGUUCCCGCUAGUUCUUACGGACUCUAACAUUUGCACCAGCGGCCUUGGAGGAACUAGCACCUGCCGUGGAGACUCUGGUGGUCCACUCGUCGUUGACAGGAGCAACGGGCCUGUUCUGGUGGGACUAAUUACUGAAAUAAUUAAUACUACCGACAAAGCCGUUUGUGGUGGUUCCCUUAUCAGCGCAAAUAGAGUGCUAACAGCUGCACAUUGUUGGUAUGAUGGCGAGCAUCAAGCAUGGAGAUUCACCAUCGUUCUUGGCUCCAUUUACCUUUUCAAGGGCGGUACUAGAAUGCAAAGUAGUGCUAUUCAAGUACAUCCUUUGUGGUCGCCCUACUUGAUUCGAAACGACAUUGCUGUAAUUUUUUUGCCAGAAACUUUACAGUUUUCUGAUACCAUAUCACCAAUUGCUCUACCGGCUGAAGACGAAACUGACGAGAAGUAUGCUGGAUUAUCCGCUAUUGCGACUGGCUUUGGAUUAACCUUUGAUGGUGAAAACGUCACUGAAAGUCAAUCCCUUAAUCAAGUACGCAUGAACAUCAUGACUAAUUUUGUCUGCUCUCUAGCCUAUCCCUUUCUGAUCAGAGAUUCUAAUAUAUGCACAAACAGCCUUGGAGGAGCUAGCACGUGCAGAGGGGACUCUGGUGGGCCACUCGUGGUUGAUACUAACAAUGGACGCGUAUUGAUCGGAAUAACAUCAUUUGGAUCUGCAUUCGGGUGCGAAUUUGGCCUUCCCGCUGUGUUUACAAAAGUAUCGUCAUUUUUAGAUUUCAUUAGAGUAAACACUUUAUAG